Xiphophorus maculatus (southern platyfish) is the source of this 3950-nucleotide messenger RNA. RefSeq names its product endophilin-B2-like. Lineage: Eukaryota; Metazoa; Chordata; Actinopteri; Cyprinodontiformes; Poeciliidae. The transcript is spliced from 14 exons. Gene Ontology annotation, molecular function: protein binding. Gene Ontology annotation, cellular component: membrane; cytoplasm. Gene Ontology annotation, biological process: membrane organization. Bases 513 to 1700 code for a protein of 395 amino acids. The record is from RefSeq and is a predicted model, not a curated record.
CAAACUGGAGAGGAAUAAUAGAGGACAUGUUGGACAAAGGAUGUUGAAUGUGUAACAGGAGGGGAGGAGAGAAGAAGAAAACCAUGGAAAAGUUUCAUGGACAGAUGUACAGUAGCGGAGCGGGAUUUGCAUAGACAUGAAUAAGGGAUGUGACAGGGAAGGAUGAUGGGUAUAGAGAUGGAUAGCGACCCCUAAAGGAAGCAGAUUUAAAAAAGACAACGAACUUGUGAAAAUCCUUGUUUUUAGGAUUUUUUUUAGUGUUUCGGUGGAAGUGAAUAGUUGCUACAAGUGCCGGAGAAAAAUCACCACAAACUCACAAUUAUUAUUAUUUUAUUAUAUAUUUUUUUUAGUAAACCAGCCAGUUAAAAAAAUGCCUUUUGACGUAAUGAGAAGCUACGCGCAAGACUGUCACGUGAUUUAUUUUUUUGGCUAGAGCCAUAUUUUGUAGCUACUGCUGUAAGAAGCUACCUUUAAAGCAAAACCAGAGGCUUGCAGCUUCGCCUACCAACGCCAUGGAUUUCAACGUGAAGAAGUUAGCCAGCGGUGCGGGGCUGUUCUUCACGCGAGCCGUCCAGUAUACUGAGGAGAAGCUGGGCCAGGCGGAAAGGACAGAGUUGGAUGCUCACUUUGAGAACCUAAUGAGCCGCGCUGACUGCACCAAACACUGGACAGAGAAGAUCUACAGACAGACUGAGUACCUGCUGCAGCCCAACCCAAUUGAUCAUACUGGUGCCAGAAUUGAGGAGUUUCUCUAUGAAAAGCUGGACAUGAAAGCACCCUCCAGGGUUACCAACGCAGAGCUGCUGGGUCAGUAUAUGGAAGAUGCUGCGAAGGAGUUUGGCCCCGGUACUCCAUACGGGAGCACUUUGCUGAAAGUUGGGGACUGUGAGAGGAGACUGGGAGCAGCAGAGAGAGAGUUCAUUCAGACCUCAGCCAUCAGCUUCCUCAAUCCACUCAGGAACUUCCUGGAAGGAGACUGGCGAACCAUCUCAAGAGAGCGCCGUCUGCUGGAGAACCUUCGCCUGGACCUGGACGCCUGUAAAGCACGUGUAAAGAAGGCCAAGGCGGCCGAGGCCAAGGCAGCGUGCGAGGGUGCAGUGGCCCCAGAUUUUCAGGAGACCAGACCUCGCAACUAUGUUCUUUCUGCCAGUGCCUCUGCGCUCUGGACUGAGGAAGUGGAAAAAGCUGAACAAGAUCUCAGGCUGGCUCAGACGGAGUUCGAUCGGCAGGCAGAAGUUACACGGCUGCUUUUGGAAGGCAUCAGUAGUACGCAUGUGAACCACCUGCGCUGCCUGCAUGAGUUUGUGGAAGCUCAGGCCGCUUACUAUAAGCAGGGUCAUCUUCAUAUGCUGGAGCUGCAGAAAGAGCUGGGAAGUGCUGAUGAGGAUGUGCUUCCCAAUGCUUUUGCACUGAACUCCACUCACUCCGUGGCUGCUGCAGCCGGCGCGUCAGAAGGCACAGAGAGCCCAGUGGAGACGGAGACACUGAAGAUUGAAGAAGUCCAGGCACCAGCUACAGGAACCCGCAAAGCCAAAGUUCUGUAUGACUAUGAUGCUGCUGAUUCGAGUGAGCUCUCCCUUCUGGCUGAUGAGCUGAUUACAGUUUACACGGUGCCAGGAAUGGACUCUGACUGGCUGAUUGGAGAGAAAGGAAAUCAGAAAGGAAAAGUGCCUGUCACAUACCUGGAGCUUCUGAGUUAGAGUGCAUGCAUGUGCAUGAGUGUGGACGGGCACGACUGAAGCUUUCACUUCAAAGGAAGUCACACUUGCACUAGCGAGUAAGCUUCAGUAAAUACUCCACUGCAAUCCCUGCACACACUCCUCAGAACAAUAACAGAAGGUCUCAACAUAGUGGCACUGUUACAGUGAGAGCAGGAAACUCCCUGGCUGGGAUCAGUCACAUUCCUCCUAGACCAGUUUUGGUGAUGUCAUAACAAUGUUGUCAUUGAUAUUCUUCUAUUUAUUGAAGUGCAUGUCAGAUGUUUUAAUCAGAGGAUUUCUGAUGCUAACUUAUUUGUUUUUCCGAGUGUUUCUUCAUGUUUUUACAGACCUUCCAACAAUCUGGGAAAAACCUCCCAAAAAUAUAGAGUGAUGUGAAAAAGUGUCUUCCCCUCUGUUUUUUUUUUUUUUUUUUUUUGCAGGUAACAUAUGUAAACACAAAAUGCAAUUUUUAAAUGAGGGUGUUUAUUAUUACAGGUAGGCCUGUGGUGAUAAACAAAUCAAUUAAUUGCACGAUAAAUUAAAAUGAGCUCCAUACUAAAAUGAGGGCUAUAAUAAUCGCUUGUUUGUUUUCGUCCUGUCCUCUGACUCUUCCUACCAAAGAGACUAGAUGACUAAAGUCUUCACGCCGGUGCUUUACUCUUUUCCUCUCGUUUCCUUGGUAGCAUGUGUAUGAGCUAGAAAUUUGACAUGAAUAAAUUACGGCGUUCGCUUGGCUGGAUGAGGGCAAGUGACCGUCGCCUCACCGCUCAACGUUACAGCUGCAGCCUGGCAGUGCGUUAGAUCCAAGCUGAAUGACCGCAGUGAACCAUUGAACCUGUGGAGCCGCUGCGUUGUAAAACAGCAGCAAUUAAACAAUACAACCAACAUGUCUGCACCUAAAAUGCACUGAUGCAAGUUUCCUUGAAAGUUCACCUCUGGAUGUCAGUAGAAAAAUAAACUGACCAAGUUAUUGGUCAGGGCCAUGCCGGUUUUGCUUUUUUUUUUUAAAUUCUUCACAUUAUAAUAAACAUUUUUGUUUAAAAACUGCAUUUUGUGUUUACUUGUGUUGUCUUGGAUAUUUAAAUUGGUUUGAUGUUCUGAAACACUGAAGUGUGGGAAACAAAAGACUUGGAAAUCAGGGAGGGGGCAAACACUUGUUCACCCCACUGCAUACUUCUGCUUUUUCUAAUAUGUUUGUUCUGCAUUAGUGGGUUUCAUCUAAAACUGUCCAUCUUUACAUGAAACAGUCCUGGACAUCAGGCCUGCGGUUUCAUGUCGGUUCAUUCAGGUUAACAAUAAACGCAGUGAAUCCCAGGUGGGAUUAAAUCCCCCCUGGUUGACGUCUAGAUUUCCUAAACUACCAUAGAUUGCUUUACAGGAGCAACAUGUCUGAUUUGACCUUUUCUGGAAAACACUAAAACGAUAACAGCGUUUACUUUUUAACUUUUUUUUUUUUCAUCCAUAACAAACUCAAACCUUGCACUGAAGCAAUUAAUUUGCAGUGGAAAAGGGCAGAUAAUUGUCCUCAUGAGUUCUUUUCCACUCCUGACUGUUGAGAGGAUGAUUUGCCUUAACUACUGAUAAAGAUGAAAGUCUUGGCAAUACCGCUUGCUUCUUACCGUUCCACCACACUACAGAUUCCCGCCUGAGGAACAGUCUGCACCCCUGUUCAGCAAAUAACAGACUGCCUUACAGUGACAGAGGGCCGCUGCUCACAGAAUGUUUUUUUUUUUUUUUUUUUGUGCAAGUUUGUCACAUUCAAGCCACAGCCAGCAUGCAAGUGUCCCUUCCCUUCAUUGUACCAGUUCUUCUUCAGGUGGUUUGUCCUUUUAGUGUUUUCUUUGAACACCUUCUGGCCUGUUUGACUCGAACCUUAAAGUGUCCUCAGUCUUAGUGCUGCAUGUGCUGCAAACUGCUGUAGUCGCCUGUCCUGCUGGAAGUGUGUGAGAGUGAAUAAACAAUGUGAGAUUUAAACUUCUUUGCACCAAACCUCACAUCCAGUCUGCGUAUGCAUGAACCUUUCUUACCUCCUAAUCGCCGGUGUUACGAGUUUUAGUGAAAUAAGCAGAAGGCCGUCUUCACUCCAGACGUCGAGACAGAGGAAUGUAACCACCUUGUCCUUUGAGCCUCACUUGUUUUUGCUUUUUAACAAAUGUGCUACUGAUGUAAAUUUAUUUUGUUUGAGUUGAUUUGCCUCUUGCUAUGUGAAUGAGCAAAAAUAAUUUAAUAAAAUACAUAAUUUAUUUGAAA